This is a messenger RNA of Ustilaginoidea virens, 1596 nucleotides long. RefSeq lists its product as uncharacterized. The coding region runs from base 1 to 1596 and encodes 531 amino acids. The transcript has 2 exons. NCBI's taxonomy places the organism in Eukaryota, Fungi, Ascomycota, Sordariomycetes, Hypocreales, Clavicipitaceae. Gene Ontology annotation, biological process: carbohydrate phosphorylation; galactose metabolic process. Gene Ontology annotation, molecular function: galactokinase activity; ATP binding. Gene Ontology annotation, cellular component: cytoplasm; cytosol. The record is from RefSeq and is a predicted model, not a curated record.
AUGUCCGGCUCUGUACCUGUGGCCAAGUCCUUGGCAGACAUCUACCCAACAGCAGCUCUCGCCGCCGAGGGCUCGAGAUGGAACUCGUUGCUGGCUACGUUUGACAAGGUAUAUGGCCACCAGGCCGCCUUUGUGGCCCGAUCGCCCGGAAGGGUCAACAUCAUCGGCGAGCAUGUCGACUAUUCGCUCUACUCGGUCUUGCCCAUGGCCAUUACAGCCGACGUCAUCAUGGCAGUGUCGACAACACCAGUGGCUCAUGGAGCCUCGACGUGCACCAUCAAGAUUGCCAAUGUCGACGCCUCCAAGUUUGCGGCAAGCGAGUUUGAUGUGGCGCUGCAUUCCGACGUGGAGAUUGAUGCGGCAAAGUUUGAGUGGACAAACUACUUCAAGAGCGGGCUGCGCGGUGCCCUGGGGCUGCUUCGCGACAAGCGCGGAAAGGACUUUGAAGCCGUGAAUAUGGAAAUCAUGGUGGAUGGCACGGUGCCCGUCGGUGGCGGGCUGAGCUCGAGUGCCGCUGUCGUGACCACGAGCGCUCUUGCUGUCUUGAAGGCCAACGGCGAGGAUUCGGUCGACAAGAGGCAAUUGACUGAGCUGGCCAUUGUGAGUGAGCGUGCGGUGGGUGUCAACUCUGGAGGCAUGGACCAGGCAGCUUCGGUCUUCUCCGAGCAAGGUUCAGCGCUAUUCGUCUCCUUCAGUCCUCAGCUGGAGGCGCGCCCGGUCAAGCUGCCGCCGACCCGCCCCGAGCUAUGCUUUCUCAUUGCCCAAAGCUUCGUCGCAGCCAACAAACACGUCACAGCGCCAAUCCAUUACAACCUCCGUGUGGCCGAAGUGAGCUUUGCAGCAGCCUACCUGAAUGCUGUCCUCAACCCGCCCGGCACGCAGUUGCCCGAAGAUGCCGGUCCGUUGGGCAUCAGCCUGCACGGCUUCCACGAGACGUACUUUUACCACGCCGACGCCUCUGCGGCGGCGCAGAGCCUGACCAAGGAGGAGGAGCUGGGAAAGCUGAUAGCCGUCACCAAGGACACCCUCACGCAGGAACAAGGCUACACGCGAGAGGAGAUUGCCAAGGUCCUCGACGUGACGGCGCAGCAGCUGGAAAGCCGGUUCAUGUCCAGGAUGCCCAUCCGAGCCGAGCGUUUCAUGCUGCGACAGCGCGCUCUGCACGUCUAUACCGAGGCCCUGCGCGUGCUGAAGUUCCUCACCCUCCUGGAGCGGCCGCUUCACACGGGGGCCUCGGACACGACCCGGUUCAACCGGGAACUGGGGAGCAUCAUGAACGACACGCAAGAGUCUUGCCGCGCGCUGUACGAGAACAGCUGUCCUGAAAACGACGACAUCUGCCGGAUCGCUCUGGCGGCCGGUUCGUACGGUAGUCGGCAGACGGGGGCUGGCUGGGGAGGCUGCACCGUCCACCUCGUGUCAGCAGACAAGGUGGAAGACGUCAAAGCGGCGCUGCAACGCGAAUACUAUUCAAAGAAGGAGCUUACGGCUGAAGAAAGGGAGCAGGCAAUGGUGGUGAGCAGACCUGCGGGGGGCAGUGCGGUGUACAUGGUCAAGGAGCAUGCCGGGCUGAGGGAUGUCGGCAAGCCAGCAUGA